AUGUCUCAAGCACAAGCAGGGUCAUCUACGCAGCCUAACAUAGACUCACAUAUCUGUCAGAGAUGUCAUCAACCGCUACUCCUCGACCCUUCAAUCCAGAAUCUCACUUCAUCGCAAUACAACCUCAUCACUUCCGCUCUUCCUUCGACACCAUCUCCAUCUCACAUACCACCUUCAAGCAAAUUGUUAUCUUUACCACCCGCUUCCCAAUCUAGUGCAAAAGUAUGGGCAGAACAAAACUCCCUAAGUAUCCCUCGAAAUGCUAAUGUAGGAGAAUCAUUCAUCCUAUUAUCUGAAUCAUCUUUACUCCAACCUACACCAACAUCAGCAUCGGGCUCAUCGAGUAAACCACCAUUACCACCUCAAAAUAUCAAUCUGAUCUCUGAAUUGCAUUCCAUCCUUUCCAGCCGGACUGCCAUCUCCCAUCCGCUCUGUACGGAAUGUACAGCAUUGCUCACUACGGAAUUUCAGAAGCUUGCUGAAGAGCUCACGAGGGAGAGAGAUGCUUAUAUAAGGUUUGAAAAGGAUGUUCAGAUGAAUAGAGAGAGGUUGACUCACUCGUCUUCUUCGUCCAGGAAUAAGAGUAAGAUCAAGGGUGAAGAUCCAGGUGGACUGGGUGAGAAUGAUAUAGAAGGUACGGAAGAUGAAUGGCAAGACUUGAAUAAAAGGAAGAAAGAGUUGGAAAGUGAAGAAGAGGAAUUGAAGUUGAUUUUGGAAGAGAGGGAAAGGGAGUUGAAAGAGGUGGAAUUGGAGGAAGAGAGGGUUAAGAGGGAUGAAGAGGAGGUGGAGAGGGAAGAGACCGAAUACCUCCUCCACCACUCGGCCCUAUCGACCCAUCUAUCCCAUCUUCAACAUACUCUAUCUACCGCCCAGACCCACCUUCUACUUUCCAAAUCCCUUCUGGCCCACCUGGAAUCUACCAACGUAUAUAACGAUGCCUUCCAGAUAGGUCAUGUACCCCUUGAUCCAUCUUCCGGCAGCGGCAUGACAGUGGGGACGAUCAACGGGUUGAGGCUUGGUGGUAGACCGACUGUCGAAUGGGAGGAGAUUAACGCUGCGUGGGGGUUGACGGCGCUCUGUUUGGAUAGAGUGGCUGAUAAGGUCGGGUGUGUGUUUAGUGGCUACAAGAUCAUCCCCCUAGGUUCAUACUCCCGUAUCGAAGAACUACCACCUCAAAAAGGGAUAUACGAAUUAUACGCUUCUUCCGACCUAUCCCCAGCGAGAUUAUUACAGAAUAGGAGAUUCAACUACGCCAUGAUUGCGAUAUUGGAUUGUCUGAGGCAGUUGAUUGAUUUCGGGAAGAAGAGAGGUAAAGGUUGGGCUAAUAAUAACAUUGAGAUCCACAAAGACAAAAUAUCCAAUCAUUCCAUCAAGUUACCCGGUAUAUCCUCUAUGCCCCUCACUCUCCCCUCAAUGUCAAUAAUGGGUUUGGGUUCAGGAUCAACCACUUCCGCCAAUACCUCUUCAGGCAAUGUGGGUAACUCAUCGAGCUCUGGUGGCGGUGCGAAAGAGAUGGAUAAUACUGCUGAAGAAGGAUGGACGAAAGCAUGUAGGGCGGUGCUGGUGGUGUUGAAGAGGAUAUUGAUGGUUGAGAGUCAGAUGGAUAGAGGUGGUGUAGGGCAGUAA
Kwoniella mangroviensis CBS 8507 is the source of this 1626-nucleotide messenger RNA. RefSeq lists its product as uncharacterized. Lineage: Eukaryota; Fungi; Basidiomycota; Tremellomycetes; Tremellales; Cryptococcaceae. Gene Ontology annotation, biological process: autophagy; late endosome to vacuole transport; cellular response to nitrogen starvation. The transcript is spliced from 5 exons. Bases 1 to 1626 code for a protein of 541 amino acids. The record is from RefSeq and is a predicted model, not a curated record. Gene Ontology annotation, cellular component: fungal-type vacuole membrane; phagophore assembly site; phosphatidylinositol 3-kinase complex, class III, type I.